This is a messenger RNA of Brachypodium distachyon (stiff brome), 1166 nucleotides long. Its product is annotated as serine/arginine-rich splicing factor RS31. Gene Ontology annotation, molecular function: RNA binding. The transcript has 6 exons. Gene Ontology annotation, cellular component: nuclear speck. Gene Ontology annotation, biological process: mRNA splicing, via spliceosome. NCBI's taxonomy places the organism in Eukaryota, Viridiplantae, Streptophyta, Magnoliopsida, Poales, Poaceae. The record is from RefSeq and is a predicted model, not a curated record. The coding region runs from base 235 to 1020 and encodes 261 amino acids.
CCCAGUGGACGGGGCUAUAGAGCCCAACGCAGCACUGGCUCUUCCUCAAGUCGUCCAAACUGCAAAAGGAGAAGAGAAGAGGCUCAGAGCCUCAGACAGCAAGCACAACACGAAGCCGAGGAAGAACCCUAGCCUCCUCCCUCCUUCUCGACGACGGCGCAGGGUUUUUCCUGUGCACGCGGCCUUGGAUCCUUGUACCGCGAGAGGUGAGGCGAGGUUCCUUCUUCGGUGAAGAUGAGGCCCGUGUUCGUGGGGAACCUGGACUACGACACCCGCCACUCGGAGCUCGACCGCCUCUUCUACCGUUACGGCAGGAUCGAGCGCAUCGACAUGAAGUCAGGAUUUGCUUUUGUCUACUUUGAGGAUGAGCGUGAUGGUGAUGAUGCCAUACGGGCUCUUGAUGGUGUGCCCUUUGGCCCUGGGAGACGCAAACUUUCAGUGGAGUGGUCACGGGGUGACCGCGGUACCAGACGUGAUGACCGUGAUGGCUAUAGUAAACCACCUGUGAAUACUAAGCCUACUAAGACACUGUUUGUCAUUAACUUUGACCCGAUCAACACAAGAGUCAGUGAUAUUGAAAGGCAUUUUGAUCCAUUUGGAAAGAUCUCAAAUGUUCGGAUAAGGAAGAACUUUGCUUUUGUUCAAUUUGAAACACAGGAAGAAGCCACAAAAGCCCUCGAUGCUACUCAUUCUACGAAGUUAUUGGACAGAGUGAUAUCUGUUGAGUAUGCCUUCAGGGAUGACAGUGAACCAGGUGACAGGUAUGACAGGCCAAUUAGAGGUGGUGGCGGCGGCGGCGGCUAUGGAAGGCAGGAUGAUAGCUCGUAUCGCCGUUCUGUUAGCCCUGUGUACCGAAGGUCACGACCUAGUCCUGACUAUGGUCGUCCAAGGAGUCCUGCUGAGUUGAGUCCUGUGUAUGGUUCAUAUGACAGGAGCAGAAGUCCUGUUCGUGAUCGCUAUCGAGGCCGAUCUCCUCUGCGCUCAAGAUCCCCGCUUGCCAACAGGAGAGCUUACGACUGAGAGAGUUUUCAGUGAGGCGCCUCGCAUCCGCCAUUCUAGCUCUAGCACUAGCAAAGAAGUACAUCUGUACUCGUACCUAUGCUUAUUGUUUAGCUGACAUGGAUAUAUAGACCUGUUCUUAUUCAAGACCUACUGUGUGCCUAAAA